CUGUGUUGCUACAUUUCUCAGCUGCCAGGCGAGCCUCUACAAAAUCGAUGUGGUCUUUUCUUCCACCACCCUUUUCUUGGAUUCGACGACACAAUCCAAACAACAAGUAGGCUAUAGUGGACUGCAAUCCUUCCUUGAUUCUAAGGAUAUUAGAAUUUAGGCUUAUGAUGUGCGGUUGAGAUUAUUCAGAUUGUCAAGUCGCAUUGCAUUUAGUUUAAUUCGAAGAUACCACAUCUGUAGCUUGUCUUGGUGUGAUCUUCAGUGGUGUCGCUGCUGCAGGUGUCUUUCAAAACCAGUUGCGGCAAGAUGGCUGCCGCAGCCAGGCAAUCUAACCAACUCCAAAAGAUAAAAGAUCACCCAACAAAAUACCCCAACGUCAGUGACAGCUACCAAUACAGCGAACAACUCUUCAAAGACGCCUGCCUUGCUCUCCACGGUAUCAUCUUACAAGACAUCCACCUGGGCAAGAAGGAGCUCCUUAAAGAUCCCAAGUUCUUACAAGGUCGCCUGUACGAUACUUGCACCUACAUCUUAUCACGUCACGAGAAAGAUUUAGAGCAGAUUAUACUCGAGCAUGAUCACCCUAAGCUGAAAUAUCUCCGGAGUAGAACUGUCGUACAACCUCGAGUCGAUGUCAUGCUGGCCAAAAGACGUCCUGAGCUCGUGUUUGUGUCGUCUUUGAUGAUACGCAAAGGAAGCGCGGGCUACGAGCCUGAUGUACGGGAGCCUCGAUCAGACAUGGCUCGUCUUGCGUACAUGCUCCUGGAGCGGUGUUGCCGGUGGGGGUUCUACCUCUGGGUGGGUACCUUGAAAGAGCUUCGCGCCUUCGACAUGGUUUACAGCUUCUCGGAGCUUGCCGAAGCUGCUGAAGGAACGAAGAGCAGCCAGAUUGUACUCAAGAGGGACGCGAUCCUGCUACCACGAGUCGGUAAGCCACUGCCUUCUUCGUUCCGGAAGACGCUACUGGUCAACCGGGUGGAUCCGGAGUUCUGCCUCCGGCUGUACCGGAUUGAGCCGGAGAUGACCAUGUGGGAGGAUAAGGAGGAGGAUGCGGAACGAUUGCAGGAUUUCUACACCGGAUCGCACCAGCUUCACACUAGUUACGGAAUGUGGGGAGUGUCGGAGCAGAUGCUGAAUGUAAGACGGCAACUCUUCAAAGUCAGAGAUUACACUGAUGCGGCCCUGUACGAUCGUGCCCACGCCAUGUUGAUGAUGGCCCGAGUCAUGUUUACCGAUCUCGUUGUCGUGAAGAAGCUGGAUGAGCGAGAGAUCGACGAGACUGACUUCAUGAAGAGAGUGAUGGAUAAGCUCAGGACUCGAAUCCGAGAGGGACUUCGAGCUCUUGAAGACAGCUCAUCAUCUGAGGAGGAUGGCCGCUGAGGAUGAGAAAUACUUGAUGUACAUAUUGCAUAAUCAGUUGUUUCAAUGAAAGUUUAUUUCAAAACCCCAAAGAAUAUAGGCUAAAGAUUCAAAAGAUAACAUUCAGACAAAAGCAUAAGCUAUGAAGAGUAUAAGCCUACGGAUUAUUUUGAGAUAAACAGCAAACGAAAACUAAAGAGAGAAACCCAAAGUAACUUUCUCUAAAGGGAAACGGGAAAAGAAAAAAACAAAGUUACUUUCUCUUACGAGAACA
Molecule: messenger RNA, 1633 nt
Organism: Asterias rubens (European starfish)
Lineage: Eukaryota; Metazoa; Echinodermata; Asteroidea; Forcipulatida; Asteriidae
Exons: 3
Coding region: 307-1380 (357 amino acids)
Source: RefSeq, a predicted model, not a curated record